CCACAAUUGAAACUUCGAUCGCACCACAAGAAUGACCUAGGCACCCACUUCAUCUCUUCUUCCUGGCAAUUUUUCUUCUUUCCCCUUUCCCUUCCUCUUCUCCUCCUUGUCCUCUCUCUGAGCGGCGAUGUGGCAAGGCAUCAAAGCUCGUCUUGGCCGGCGUUCCAAGUCCGGCGAGGACAGCCGCCACCAGGCCCGCAUUGCUCGACAGGCCAAGGAGGCCGAGAAGACGAUUACGAGGAGUGCUUCGCGCGAGCUGCUGGAGUGGGAGCAGAGUCGAGGAUAUCAGCGAACAACUACUUCGCAGCAGCAGCAGCAGCAGCAGGUACUCACGCCACGGGCGACGAGGGAGGGUGCUGCAUCGCCGGCUUCGAGCCAGCGGACCGCUUCGCAACAGAAUCGCCCCUCGAUUUCGCAUCGUCGCUCCAUUUCUACGGCAAAGACGGCCGCUGAGGUCGAGCAGCCUUACCUGCCUCCUGUCGUCUACAACAAGUUCGAAUACGUUCAACCGUCUGCGCCGCAAGAAGCGACACCGCCUCAGUCGGUCGGCGAGCGAGAUCGUCUCCUCUCAGAGAUCGAUGCCAUUCGCAAGAGCAUCGACCAGCUGCGCAGCUCAACGCCCAUCUUGACGCUGGACGUCGAUGAUGACGCUCUGGCCGCACCACAGCGUCCAGGCAUGGCUCGCGCUCAUACAUCGUCGCCCGUAGCACGCCACGCUCCCUGGCUGACCAAGGACAGGUCGCCCCGCCCUUCCUCCGUCUUUGUACCCUCGCCGAGCUCAGCUGGCCCUCUCUCAGCGAGCAAGACGCCAAAUGGAAGCAGGCAGAGGACGAAGAGCGUAGCCGAUCUGUUCGAGGAAGAUGCUCCUCGCCCACCGCAGCCAUUGCAGCGAGGGCCACCUUCCUCGCCCAGCCCUGUGAGGACGACGAUACCGCUACCUGCAGGCUUGCAGCACCUUGAGGAGCAGGGUUCCUUAAUAGCAACUGCAGCCAGUCACACACGCCCUCCUUCGCCGCAACGCCAGCAUACGUCCGUUCAGCAGCCAGAGCGUCGCCGCACCAAGUCAUCAGCUUCGGGCUUGCCCACUCAAUCGUCACAUCCAUCCAUGCCCCGCUCUACAAGCUUUCAUCGUCUCGACGCGCCGGCCAGCUCGGCCAUGUCAAUUGCCCCACCUCUUCCACUCGAUGCACAGGGGAAGAUCGCCGCCAUGAGGGGCAGCUCCCCUACCCCUGGCCAGGCACCACCAGCCGUUCUGUUUCCACAGCCACGCCCCCCAUCACAGCAACGAAGAAUUAUUGACACGCCGCAAGAAGCGCGCGCACGCCUUACCACCGCCAUGGGCCGUUCCCCGCGCCCUGGAGUCGGCCAUGACGCUCCCGUGAAGCGCCAUUCCAUGUAUGCUGGAGGGAGCAAAGCAGGUCUCACGAUGUCAGAGCUACAAGAGAGACAUCAAGCCAAGCUACGUGAGCUGCAAGCACCUGCGAAUGCGAGGGUGCAGGAAGCAUGGAAGUUGAGUGAAGCGAAAGCCGAGUGGGAGGCAAGAAUGAGGAGGGAGAGGAAGGAGCAGGAGGUAAGGGCAGCUCAGGCUGCGCAAAUCAGCACGAGGGCAGCGGACCAAGAGGAAAUCGAUGUGUCGGCCAAUCAUCCUCAGGAGGAGGGCGGAGCGUCUACGCCGCUGCGGAACAGCAUCUACGCCAACCUUCCUGUCGGUAGCAACAAGCGUCAAGAAGGAGCUCAACGUGCCCAUGAGUGGCGGAAAAGCCUCGUCUCCAUCUCGCGACCCGGUGCAGCUCUCGAUAGUGGGCCGGACGAGUUUGGACAGCAUCGCUCUGGGCACCAUCAACGCAGCAAGUCUUCAAUCAGCCUCGCGCCCUCCAGCAAUCAGCAGCAGCAGCAGCAUCCUCAGCCGGCCCAGCAUGCACAACGCCGCCCUGAGGGAGCGAGGCGAGAAGCUGGUGAGAGGACCCAAAGCAUGUUUGGCAGAAUGCCUCUGCGCCACACACCGGAGCAGUCUAGCGUCAUGAUGCCGCCGGAAGAGCUUCAAGGGCAGCCUGAGAGGCAGCAAAGUCAUCUUCGCCAAUUGACCGCUACAGAUUUGAGGAGGAUGAGGGAGGGGGCCGGCAGAAGGCAUACGAUGGUGCUUGCCUAGGGAGGACGACGUUUCGCAAAUGAGCCUCGUGAUGAGGUGGAAAAGGUACGGAAGCGCAACAAAAGGAUCAUCAACAGGAUCAUCAUUACGGACUUAUCGACAUCAGCAUCGCAAUCAGCAACGGACUCGACCCCCUCCCCCUUCCAGAGACCCGCACAAGUAGACAAGCCUUUCACCGUGCCAUACCUACACAUGUUCAUAGCUCUCGUAUCGCUCUCUUCUUUGCCCCAUGAUCAUCGCCUUCUUCGUAAUCGAAUCGUAGCAUGCCUGGUGCAGCAUUCCCUCU
Jaminaea rosea is the source of this 2435-nucleotide messenger RNA. RefSeq lists its product as hypothetical. The record is from RefSeq and is a predicted model, not a curated record. Lineage: Eukaryota; Fungi; Basidiomycota; Exobasidiomycetes; Microstromatales. Bases 128 to 2149 code for a protein of 673 amino acids. The transcript has a single exon.